UAUACUUAAUGUUUGACUUAACUGAACGUCAUUUAUGUCAAUCAUAUUUCAUAUCAAGUGAUUGCGUGUCUUCUCAAACAUUCAAACCAUUCAGUCAUUGAUUGCAUUCAUUUGGUCCGCAAUUUAACUGUUAAUCUGAUCGGAAAAUCACUCCCGAAAUGGCCGUCGGAAAGAAAGCGUUGACUCGAGAGGAGGAGCUUCUGUUGCAAGACUUCAGUCGAAAUGUUUCCACCAAAUCUUCAGCACUUUUUUAUGGCAACGCGUUUAUAGUGUCGGCGAUUCCCAUCUGGUUGUUUUGGCGGAUCCAUCAAAUGGAUUUGUAUCAGUCGAUUGCGGUGUUUGUAUUGGUAUCAGUAGUGACCACUUGGUUGGUAUCAUUUGCUUAUAAGAACAUUAAGUUUGUUUUGAAGCAUAAAAUCGCUCAAAAACGCGAAGAAGCCGUCGCUAAGGAAGUUAUGAAAGGUAUCGCCGACGACAAGAAAAUGACAAAAAAAGAGAAAGACGAAAGAGUUUUGUGGAAGAAGAACGAAGUGGCAGACUAUGAAGCGACCACUUUUGCCAUCUUCUACAACAACGCCCUAUUCUUAGCUCUCGUUGUUUUCCUUUCCUUUUAUAUAUUGAGAUCCUUCAGUCCAACUGUCAAUUACUUGAUAUCAGUGACCGGUUCGGGUGCUAUGUUGGCCCUGUUUUCUACCGGUUCUCGAUAAUCGGUGACAUAUAUAUGCAUCACUUCUAAGAAAUUCAUAAAAUAAUUGAAUUUUGAUUUCAUUUUGAAUUUAAUAAAAAAUUUUGAAUAAAU
Messenger RNA from Oppia nitens, 799 nucleotides. RefSeq names its product translocon-associated protein subunit gamma-like. The coding region runs from base 159 to 707 and encodes 182 amino acids. The record is from RefSeq and is a predicted model, not a curated record. The transcript has 2 exons. Gene Ontology annotation, cellular component: endoplasmic reticulum; membrane. Gene Ontology annotation, biological process: SRP-dependent cotranslational protein targeting to membrane. Lineage: Eukaryota; Metazoa; Arthropoda; Arachnida; Sarcoptiformes; Oppiidae.